GGUAUGCUACUCCAACUUCGUCUUUCUGCGCUCGAAAAAUUAAAUGGAAUUGUGUAAACAAAAUUGGUGAAAGCAAAUCUCAAAUGGAAGAUUUCGAGAGAGGAUCCGAUUUGGAAGAAAACCUCCAUAUGUCUUUACAUUAUGCUGUUGGUAAAAUAUGUAAUGAAAAUGCUGAAGGAUUGAAAGUGAAAUUUAGCAAAGAAUUUAUUGGAACCCUGGCAGAUCUCACCUUUCGUCAAACUGGUAUAUUUGCUGAGGAUCUUGAAAUGUUUGCUAAACAUGCAAAGAGAACGACCAUUAAUGCUGAUGAUGUCAAAUUAUUAGUAAGAAGAAGUAAAACUCUGCAAGAGCACGUCAAUAAAAUGGCAGAAGAACUAUCAGCAAAUUCUGUAAAAGCAAAAGGAAAGAAAAAGAAAAAUGAAAUUGGUGAACCAAGCCAUACUAUUGAUCUUGAUUAAAAGAAUUGAUUUUGGUCUUUAAUAUCAAAAUUGAAAUGAAUUUAAAUUCAACUAUAAUGUUUGUAGUUGGUGUUUAUCUUUAAAAUUUUAUGAAUGCUUUCUUUUCAAUGGGAGGAAGGUAAAAAUAUAUUUCCUUCAUUAAAUACACAGGAAAAGGCUAAUUAUAUAGAAUUUGUAAUUUAUUCUAUUUGCUUUUCCAGUUUUUAGGGCUCAAUAGUUGUUUUUUUUUCUACUUCUUUAUGUUCUUCUUUCUGUAAAAAAGUUAGCUGUUAAUAUU
Argiope bruennichi is the source of this 735-nucleotide messenger RNA. Its product is annotated as centromere protein S-like. The record is from RefSeq and is a predicted model, not a curated record. Gene Ontology annotation, cellular component: Fanconi anaemia nuclear complex; FANCM-MHF complex. Gene Ontology annotation, biological process: replication fork processing; resolution of meiotic recombination intermediates. The transcript has 4 exons. Bases 84 to 458 code for a protein of 124 amino acids. Gene Ontology annotation, molecular function: chromatin binding; protein heterodimerization activity. Lineage: Eukaryota; Metazoa; Arthropoda; Arachnida; Araneae; Araneidae.